Messenger RNA from Colletotrichum destructivum, 2875 nucleotides. RefSeq names its product Putative GNAT domain, acyl-CoA N-acyltransferase. Gene Ontology annotation, molecular function: aralkylamine N-acetyltransferase activity. Lineage: Eukaryota; Fungi; Ascomycota; Sordariomycetes; Glomerellales; Glomerellaceae. Gene Ontology annotation, cellular component: cytoplasm. The record is from RefSeq and is a predicted model, not a curated record. Bases 1411 to 2253 code for a protein of 280 amino acids. The transcript is spliced from 4 exons.
UAAGUGAGGCCUAACGGACAGUUGAGUUGCUUAUUUUCUCUGAGCUUUUUUAAAAGUCUGAUGCUGUGCUCCUCCUGGGAUAUGUUCUUAGCCAAGUAGGUAUUCAAUGCUUGUCCAGUGCCUGCUGCCGAUCUGGAAUGCCUCUUCAAGAACACACGGACGAGCGGCAAACCUGUCUCAUUGGGUCAGUGCUCUGAGUGUGUGUGUGUGUGGGGGGGGGGGGAGCUCAUUUUGGAAAAAGGGUACAGGUUAGAUCACUCCCCUCAGCAUUCCUACCACCUACUCGUUUGGUCCCCAACUAGGCAGUUAGGUAGCGACUGUACAGCCACCCCUUGCGAUAAAGAUCUUUACCAACUCUUCCUUUAAGGAUUGAGUGGGACUGAAAGGAGACAAAAGUAUCCAUUGUUACCCUGCACUUGAGGAGUAUUGAUGGCAAUGCCGUUCCAACAUAACCAGUGUCAUCUAGCCCAACGUCGCAACUCGGAGAAUCUGAAGGAAGAGUGGGCUAUGGGAUGGGGACUGACUAGAAGUCUGUCUCCCUGAGCUCUUAUGGGCUGGCCUGAACAGGCCACAGCUGUACCACUGCAGGUAAGUUGGUCACGCGACAAACACCCAUACCUGCUCAGGCGCAUCCAAUGGAGUGUUUCCCAUGCAAUAGACAAGCCCAUCCAUUCCUUCAUCUUCCCCAAACCAGUGCAAAUCCAAUCUGGCUGGUUCCAACUAUUCUACCAACUGCAUACCUUUAUCCCGGCCCGGCCUUGUCUCCCGUUUCCCUUUAGGUUGAGCCAUCCUCACUUGCCAUCACCUGUCCCUGCUGCAGAUUGCAGCUCCCCCCUUCAGCCUGAGACCACUUUAUGCUUUCACCCUCUGUUACCUAUUGCCCGUUGUCCAACCACCCACUACAACCCUGUGACUUGAUCGCUCAGCCGGCCUUACAUACCGGUCCUCCGGCCGGCCAUAGCUAUAUCACAGCCCCAUCCGGCCCGGCCCCGCCCUGCAACGUCAGCGCCGAGUUCAGCAGCCGGUGCCCUCCGUUCCCUCCGUCGCCCUUCCAUUGUCUUCUGAGUUUGCACCCGCCCAAUCAGUCACACAUUGCACCCACCUUUUCUGACCUCCAUUCCAAGCAUCGCUCUCGCCUUGUCGUGGUUUUCUUCAUUUCUUCACUUUACAAUCCAGCGAGGGUAACUUGACAGUGGAAAGAAGGUAUCUGACUGAUUUAUUGCCUUGGCACUUCUGCCCUUCUGCCCUUCUCUGUGUAACCAACCACUUCCCCCAUACUCCUCCCACACCUCAACACUCUCGCCCGACUUCCACACUGCAAAACCUACGUCGUCGUCAUAUUCCUCCUCGUACUUCUUCCCAGUACCACACACAUACCGAAUCACACCAUCCCCCAUCUAGUCACUCAUUAUGCCUGUUGAGAAAGAUCCCCCUGUCGCCACGGCGGACUACGAUGCAUCCGACUGCGCCAUCGACGACUCCGACGAUGGCGACGAGCUGUAUGUCGAGGUCCAGAAAUCGAUCUCUGACCUCAAGAAGAGACGCGCCUCAGGCCGUGUCAGUCUGCAUGACUUGCCGUUCCGCUGGAGCCCUUUGGUUCUGCCUCUGACCGAGUCCAAUGUCAAAUCCUGCGUCGUCCUCGAGGAAGCUGCUUUCCCCAACCCUGAUCACCGCGCUACGCGCGAGAAGUUCGAGUACCGUCUCUCAACCUGCUCCAACAUCUGCAUUGGACUGUUCUGUAGCAUUGUCCCGAGCAAAGUCGAUGGCUUCCCUCUCCCGACAUUCGCAGUCGCCAAUGUUGUCGAGACUGGCCGCGCCGACAAUGCCAGGAUGGUUCUGUUCGGUCACGUCAUCUCGACCCUCGGCAACGGCCCCGUUGUCACGGACGAGGACAUGGCCUACCCCGAAAACUGGCGCGAUCAGAAGUCAUCCAAAGACUCGAGGCUUGGCCACAAGGUCAUGGGUCGCACCGUCUGCCUUCACUCCUUCGCCAUUCUUCCCAAGGUGCAGAACUGCGGCCUGGGCAGGCUGCUCAUGAAGGCAUACCUUCAGCAGAUCAACGAGUCCGGCAUUGCUGAUCGAGUCGCUCUGAUAUGCCAGGACUGGUUGGUUAGUUACUACCAGCGCUUUGGCUUCAAGCGCCUGGGCCGCAGCAAGGCUUCCUUCGGUGGUGGUGGUUGGAAUGACAUGGUCAUCGACCUCUGCGGUCCGCAGAAGAAGUCCGCCGAUGCCCUCUCGACCAAAGACGCGUAGAGUCACGCUGUCAACCUCGGGCGUGGGGUUGAAGAGCUGAAAGCAUUCGUCGAUGAUUAUUGCUCUCCCAUAAAGUAAGUCCAUCGAGGCAGGACUUUUCGUCGCUUUUCUGUUACGCACAAAUAAACGAGAAAGGGCCAUGGCUACAUAUACCGCGGUCGUCGGGAUGGGGCGACUACAUAUUUGCAUGGACGGACGGGCGGCUUUGCCAAUUUUUUCUUUUCUUUUCUUCUUACUUUCCUACCCUUUUUACCGAAUGCGUAACGAUACCAGCGGGAUGAACAUAUCCAACGGCGACAUCGUGAGACGUGUAAGUAGUUAAACGUCUGGGCGAGGAUUAUGAAAUAGAGUGCCCGUGCCUCUGAAAGAAGACGAGCAAGGGAAACUGUAUUACAACGUUUUCACUGCAAGCCUCCAUGCUUUAGUUUUGAUAUUAGCGUGACGUCUUUCCACAUGCACACGCUGCUUCCGUAUCAGUUUCACCAUCUUAUGCGCCUGACCCAAAGCGGGCCCUACGAAGUUGUCCAUCCCUAUGAGCGCCAACCACUGGCCGUGAGCCAGACCUGACACCAAUUGCAUAAAUUUCAGCUUCAAGCCCCUAGCCGAAUAUGGCCCGUUCGCC